Messenger RNA from Saccostrea cuccullata (small rock oyster), 1782 nucleotides. RefSeq names its product high-affinity choline transporter 1-like. NCBI's taxonomy places the organism in Eukaryota, Metazoa, Mollusca, Bivalvia, Ostreida, Ostreidae. The transcript has 10 exons. Gene Ontology annotation, cellular component: plasma membrane. The record is from RefSeq and is a predicted model, not a curated record. Gene Ontology annotation, molecular function: choline:sodium symporter activity. The coding region runs from base 62 to 1654 and encodes 530 amino acids. Gene Ontology annotation, biological process: choline transport; acetylcholine biosynthetic process; transmembrane transport.
UGACUACUUUGUAAACAGCAGAACACACGUGGAAAAAGUCUUGCCAUACACAAUCGGGAAGAUGGCGGUGAAUGUGGUGGGAUUGGUGGUGCUCCUGUUGUUUUACCUGAUCAUUAUAAUCGUGGGAAUUGUGGCAGCCAGACUGAAGAAGAAGGCCACAGGGACGUCUAGAAUGGAGGAGGCCAUUGUAGCUGGGAGGGACAUUAAUGAAAUUGUAGGAAUAUUUACCAUGACAGCCACAACAGUUGGGGGAGGGUACAUUAAUGGAACAGCUGAGUCUAUUGCAUCAUCUGGCAUGGUGUGGACACUGGCUCCAUUUGGGAUCUUCCUGGGACUAAUCACAGGUGGGAUAGUAUUUGCUCGUCCAAUGCGAGACCAUCAAUACCUGACCAUGCUGGACCCCAUCCAGGAGAAAUCGGGGGAUGUGGUGGUGAUUCUGGUGUACCUCGCCACGCUGUGUGGGGAUGUGUUCUGGACCGCCUCUAUCCUUGUAGCUCUGGGUACAAGCCUGAGUGUGAUAGUGAACAUUCCCCUCAGUAUAGCCAUUCUGAGCUCCUCGGCAGCCACUGUUUGUUACACUAUGUUUGGUCAGAUGGUCUCUGUAGCCUACACAGACAUUGUUCAGCUCAUCUUCAUCAUCAUUGGCUUGGGGUUAAGCUUACCUUUUGUUUUGACCAAUGAAAAUGUAGGAAGCAUCACUGAUACUACAGACACUUGGAUUGGACAGUUUGAUGUUGGUAUGACCAGUCCUUGGAUUGAUUUAUUCAUUGCCAUGAUUUUUGGCACCAUUCCGUGGCAGGCCUACUUCCAGCGUGUCCUGUCUGUCCGCAGUGGUAGACAAGCUCAGAUUCUCUCUGUAGCUGGUGCCUUCAGUGCUGUUGUCCUAGCGAUUCCAUCUGUACUCAUAGGGGCAGUGGCAACCAGUGCAGAUUGGAACAACACUAGUCUAGGAGCCUCUCCCAUGAUGCUGAACCAAUCAAGCAUGACACUGCCAUAUGUUCUGCAUGAGUUCACACCAAGAUGGGUGGCUGUUCUAGGUUUGGGAGCUAUCUCAGCUGCUGUCAUGUCCUCCAUGGAUAGCUCUAUCCUGGGCUCUAGUUCUAUGUUUACUAACAACAUCUAUAAAAGAAUAAUCAGGAAAAAGGCCCAGGACACAGAGACACUGUGGGUACAGACAAUCGCCAUCUUCUGUGUAGGAUCUCUGGCUACACUGGUGUCUCUGUUUGUUCCCAUUGUGUACGGAUUAUUCGUCCUGGCAGCAGACAUUGUUUUUGUGAUUGUCCUACCUCAGCUGUUCUGUGCUGUUUUCAUUAAGUGGACCAAUGUCUAUGGCUCCAUUACAGGGUUCCUGAUAGGAACUAUUCUUAGAAUGGGAGCAGGGGAAGUCCUGUUAGACUGGCAGCCAUUUAUAGAGUACCCCUUCUACAGUGUGAACUCAGGACAACAGUUUCCAUUUAGAACAUUCGCCAUGAUUGUUUCAUUGAUUACUGUUGUAAUAGUGUCUUUGUUAGCAGAUCUUAGUAGAAAGUAUUUAUGUAAGAAAUCUCAGGAGAACAAGUACACAUUACAGGUGGGAGGGGAAGUUAACUCACAAACUCAACACAUAGGAGGGAGUUGUACCUCCAGUCACCCACUCAUAUCGUUACCCAGUUGAGUGUACUCCGCACCUGAGUGUUCUCAGUUGAUAAGAAUGGUUACCAGUAUUGUGGUAAAGAUACAGUAGUCUUGAUACGUCUGAGACUCUAUAAAAAAUUGGGAAACUCCGAAAGCCCAGCAUCCAGA